AUGUCCACCCACAACAUCGUAGUCUUCGGCGGAGACCACUGCGGUCCCGAAGUCGUGGCCGAGGCCGUCAAGGCGACGCUCCAACAGGUCAUCAAGGCAAUCGAGUCCGCGAGCCCAUCGGCCGGCAAGUUCAACCUCCAAGACCACCCCCUCGGCGGUAGCUCUAUCGACGCCCACGGCACCCCGCUUACCGAGGCAGCCCUCGCCGCAGCCAAGGCCGCCGACGCGGUGCUCCUGGGCGCCAUCGGCGGGCCUGAGUGGGGCACGGGCGCCGUGCGGCCAGAGCAGGGCAUCCUGCAGCUGCGUAAGGAGCUCGGCACGUACGGCAACCUGCGGCCGUGCUUCUUCCCGUCGGACGUGCUCGUCGACUACUCGCCGCUCAAGGCCGACGUGUGCCGCGGCACCGACUUCACCAUCGUGCGCGAGCUGACGGGUGGCAUCUACUUCGGAGAGCGGAAGGAGCCGGUCGCCGGCACCGACGGCAAGGACGGCGUUGAGGGCGCCGACGUUGCCUGGGACACGGAGCUGUACACGCGCCCUGAGAUCGAGCGCGUGACGCGGCUAGCGGCCCGCCUCGCCCUCGCGCGCACGCCGCCGGCGCCCGUCUGGUCGCUCGACAAGGCCAACGUGCUCGCGUCGAGCCGGCUCUGGCGCCGCGUCGUCUCCGAGACCAUGGCCCGCGAGUUCCCCCAGCUCGAGCUGCGCCACCAGCUAAUCGACAGCGCCGCCCUCCUCCUCGUCAAGAACCCGCGCUCCCUCAACGGCAUCAUCGUCACCGGGAACCUCUUCGGCGACAUCAUCAGCGACCAGGCGAGCGCCAUCCCCGGCAGCAUCGGCCUCAGCCCCAGCGCGAGCCUUGCCGGCCUGCCCGACGGGAAGGCGCGCUGCAACGGCAUCUACGAGCCCAUCCACGGCUCGGCGCCCGACAUCUCGGGCAAGGGCAUCGUGAACCCUCUCGGCACCAUCCUGUCUGUCGCCAUGAUGUUCCGCUACUCGCUGGCGCUGCCGCGCGAGGCCGACGCGGUCGAGACCGCCGUGAAGAACGUCAUCGAGGCCGGCAUCAGGACGAAGGAACUCGGCGGCUCGGCGGGCACCACUGAGGUCGGCGAUGCCGUCGUCGCCGAGGUUAUCAAGAUCCUAAAGGCUUGA
This is a messenger RNA of Durotheca rogersii, 1149 nucleotides long. RefSeq names its product 3-isopropylmalate dehydrogenase. Gene Ontology annotation, cellular component: cytosol. Gene Ontology annotation, biological process: L-leucine biosynthetic process. Gene Ontology annotation, molecular function: 3-isopropylmalate dehydrogenase activity; magnesium ion binding; NAD binding. The transcript has 4 exons. Lineage: Eukaryota; Fungi; Ascomycota; Sordariomycetes; Xylariales; Xylariaceae. The record is from RefSeq and is a predicted model, not a curated record. The coding region runs from base 1 to 1149 and encodes 382 amino acids.